Molecule: messenger RNA, 2477 nt
Organism: Beta vulgaris subsp. vulgaris (sugar beet)
Lineage: Eukaryota; Viridiplantae; Streptophyta; Magnoliopsida; Caryophyllales; Amaranthaceae
Exons: 6
Coding region: 661-2055 (464 amino acids)
Source: RefSeq, a predicted model, not a curated record
GAUUCAUUAUAAUUUCUUUGAAGAUUUAACCUUAUUUGAUUGUAUGUCGUUUUUCUUUACUAUCUAUUGUAAAUUUUGUUUAAACUUCAAUUAAUGUCUUAAAAAAAAAAAUUCAACAACUUCCCAAAAGUAGGACCCACAAAACUCAGACUUCUUCUAGCAAACAGGCACACAAUACUCCACGUGUCAAAAUCUAAACCUAAGAUCAAAAUGAAUUAAAAAAAAACAAAAAUCCACUAACUUAACUUAAAAAUGCCUCCAUUGUAGAAAUCUCUAGUCUCAUCCUGACCGUUGAAUUCGUUACUUUCUCUCUCUAUCACUCUCUUAAGUCUUAACUACACUCUCUCUUUCUCUCUCCUCUUUCUUCUUUUGUCCGCGGCGUUUCGUCUUCUACACCAUUUUCUCUCUCCUCUGCUAAAACUCAUUAUUAUAAACUUUUCUCCUCUUUUUCUCCUUUUCUUUUUUCUUUUUUUAAUUUUAAAUUAAAUUGUCUCAUCUCAUCCCCAAAAAAUAAAGAUAAAAUUAAAAUUAAAAAUAAAAAUCUUUAACCUCCAUCGAAACCCUAGAAAGCCGAAGAACAGCUAAAACCCUAGCGAAAGAAAUCGGAGUUGAAUUUCACUGAUUUCAUCGAUUUUUUUCUGUGUUUCUGAGAUUUCUGCAAUGUCGACGGCGUCGUAUGGUCGUAGUCGUAGCGGUGACAGAUUCUACAAUCCGCCGGCAGUUCGUCGGCAACUUCAGAAGUUGCAACAGCAGCAACAGCAACAACAGCAACAGCCGCAACAGCCGCAACAACAACAAAAACAGCAGCAGCAGAUUUUGUUGCAGAAGCAAAAACAAGAGAGAGAAGAGAUUAGGAGAGAGAAACAGCAUAAUCAUAAUCAAAAUCAUAAUCAGCAGUUGUUGCAGCAGCAGAGGCGGCGGAAGGAGGAGGAGGAAGUGGUGGUGGUGGUGGAGAAGCAGGAGAGAGAGAAGAGUUCGACGACUUCGUCGGAGAAUCGAGUGGAAUCUGAUGAUUGUGCUUCUACUGCAACUACUACUACGACGACGACGACACCGAAUUCGACGAAUUUGGAUCGAUUUUUGGAGGCGACUACUCCGUCAGUACCAGCUCAGUAUUUCUCUAAGACAAGCAUGAAAGGAUGGAGAACUCGGGACGAUGAGUUUCGAAUGUACUUUGUGCUUGGUGAUCUAUGGGAGUCGUUUAAGGAGUGGAGUGCUUAUGGAGCUGGAGUGCCACUUUUGUUAAACGGUAGUGACUCCGUUGUGCAGUAUUAUGUCCCGUAUUUGUCGGGCAUUCAGUUGUACAUAGACCCAUCAAAGCCCUCCCCAAGAACCAGAAUACCGGGGGAGGAGAGUGAUGAGUCAUCUAGAGAAACUAGUAGUGUUGGCAGCAGUGAUUGUGAAACCGAAAGAGGUCCUUGCAGUAUUGGUGCGUGGAACCAGCAGGAUCUUGGAGAGUCUAAUCUACAGGAUAUGAAGGCACUUUCACUGAGACAUAAACCCUUCAAUGGUUCAUCUAGUGAUGAAGGGGAAUUAUCCAAUUCACCUGGUGCUCUUACCUUCGAAUAUUUUGAGCAUGCUCCUCCCUUCAGUCGGGAACCAUUGGCUGAUAAGAUAUCGCUUCUAGCAUCACGUUUUCCGGAACUUAAAACAUACAGGAGCUGCGAUUUGUCAGCAUCAAGUUGGAUUUCUGUUGCAUGGUACCCGAUAUACAGAAUUCCUACUGGUCCGACCCUCCAGAACUUGGAUUCCUGCUUUUUGACUUUCCACUCCCUCUCAACACCUUUACGUGGUGGACAGAGUGAGUGGCAAAGUCAAUAUGGGUCAUGUCCAAGGGAGAUUCCGAAUGGCUUCAAUAUGGGUCUUAAGAUGCCAUUGCCAAUUUUUGGAAUGGCCUCUUACAAGUUCAAAAUCUCGGUCUGGGAUCAAAAUGGAGUUGAUGAAUGUCAGAGGGCCAAUUCCCUGUUGCGAGCUGCUGAUGAGUGGCUCCGGCUUCUGAAUGUAAAUCAUCCUGAUUACAACUUCUUCCUCUCUCACAGUUUCAGCUGUAGAUGAGACCGAGGGGGCUGAUGAAAGAGAGCUAAUAGCUGACUCUUCACAGCUCAGCUGACUAUAAGUAUUUUAAAUUUGUUGGCUGAGCAUUGCAGAAUUCCCCCAUCGCCUUUCUGUUCCUCGAUCUGCAACUCUGGUUUUGCAAUUACUUGUAUUUUCUGAGGAAAUUUAGAAACAUCAGCUUUUUGGUAACUUGCAAGCUCAACUGGCGGGGAGGAUCAAGCUUAUCCAUGUAAUUUGCUAAAUAACUCGCUGUACCAUAACUUUCUGAUGUGAAACGGUUGUUUAUGAGGACGGGAUUCUGAGAAUUCCUAGGCCUCUUCAAGGUAUCUGGGCUUUUGUUUGCCAGUGUAUGAUUAGGCUACUUUGUCUUCGUUAUGAGACGGAAAGAGUAGAUAAUAUAUGAGCAAGCUAUUAUUUGUACA